AUGACUUCCACAACACCUUUCAUGGCUCGUAGACGCAAGACCAGGUUUCCCACUACCCGCCCAUUCACCGACCCACCAGCGAUGCUGGGCGAGCGUGUUGCAGAGGGCCUGACGCCGACAUAUAUUCUGGCGUGGAAGAUCGACCGGCGGGAGCUGUGCAGCGCUUCGAAGCUAUACCGGUUCGUCGACUCGGAAUACGAGCGAUGUUGGCUCGAGCGGCUCGAGAAAGAAGACAUCGAACCCCUCUCUGUGAGCCGGGUGUGGGUGGACAAAUGCAUCUACCAGGACGACGACUACGACACGUUCUACUUUGUCCUCGGCACGAAUCACAUCAAGAGCGACCUCGCACUGAAGCCGGGCUGUCGCGACGUGCGCCUCGCCAAGGCGGCGUUUCUGGAUGUGUGGGACCCGUUUGACAAGACCACCGACCCGGGGGAGCCCGUGUGGUAUCGUUUCGGGUCAUACGAAUUUGUAGAGUCGUAG
This is a messenger RNA of Mycena indigotica, 483 nucleotides long. RefSeq lists its product as uncharacterized. Bases 1 to 483 code for a protein of 160 amino acids. NCBI's taxonomy places the organism in Eukaryota, Fungi, Basidiomycota, Agaricomycetes, Agaricales, Mycenaceae. The transcript is spliced from 4 exons. The record is from RefSeq and is a predicted model, not a curated record.